Cyclocybe aegerita is the source of this 1386-nucleotide messenger RNA. NCBI's taxonomy places the organism in Eukaryota, Fungi, Basidiomycota, Agaricomycetes, Agaricales, Hemipholiotaceae. The record is from the annotation of a GenBank genome assembly.
AUGACGGCAAAGGACAGCAAUGGUUAUGUCGUCAUAGACGACACCGACAGCGCCAUUCAGUACACUGGCUCAUGGGUGGAAGUUGACGGAAGGCGCUUUGACGGAAUCGGAAACUUUGGACCGACACAUCGUGGCUCGUUACACUUCGGGGAAGCGGGGUCGAGUUUGUCUUUUACAUUCAACGGGACUGCCGGAUAUCUUCAAGGGACGAACACAGAGGAGACCUUGGACGGGUCUCCCCCCGAUAGUGGCUCAGAACCUCUCGAAUGGGAAUGUUUAAUAGAUGGUAAACCGCUUGCAUCAAGUGCAUCUGUGGCUGCCGUCGUCCCCGAGAACAAUUGGCGCUUCUGUGAAUGGGAUGACUUGCCUGCUGGGCCACUACAUACCGUGACUUUCAAUGUUAUCGGCGGUACUGGUGGACGAGGCUUCUUUUUCGACCGGAUAGACUACAGCCCGACUGCUGGAUCGAUGCGUUCCAAUCAGUCGGUUAUCAUCGCCGCCUCGAAUCCUCGAAUCUCUUACAGUCCAUCAUGGAGACCUCUUGGUCUUAACAAGAUGACCUCUGUGCUCGAAGCAACAAUGUCGUUCGAUUUCGUUGGUACUUCAAUUGCGUUUUAUGGUCAGGCAUUAGCCUCGCGAAACAAGUCAGAUAUCAAUUACCGAAUAGACAGUCAAAUGCCCAUCAACUUGGAUUUACCUGGGAAUCUCAAUCUCACGCAAAUCAACCAGCUCUAUUUUGAGACACCUACUCGUACGACAGGAAAACACACCUUGACCGUCACUUACUUCGGUAAUCCAGGCGUCCUACCGUUGAUCCUGUCUUCCCUUAUCGUCCACAACGAGGUGGAGAUCAACGCCGAUGCUGCGAUCGCGUCUUCGACGAAAUCACCCCUUGGUCCCAUACUUGGUGGUGUGUUUGGACUUACCGUAUUCCUCUCAGUAAUUGCUACCACCGUCUGGUGUUUGCUGUGUCGCCGUCGCUAUCAAUCUCGGCGCCGUAGAUCAGGCAGAGUUCGUUCUGCUGAUGUCCUAGCUCGCCCUUUCGCCGACUUUUCCUUGUCAAGUCCUCAAGCACCAUAUCAAUCCUAUUCAAGCACUCCCUACUCCAGUAGAACUGCGCUGAAUCCCGUUCCGUCUACUUCCAGUCACACAUUUUCUCCCUCAUCGACCCCUCCUCGGAAUGCUCACAGAACGAAAGAGCUUCCUCCCCUUCCGAGACAAUCUAGAAUCAUGCCUUCCCCUCCUCAGCCGUGUGUUACGAAUAGCCAGUCAUUAAUUCCUGAACCCCAGUAUCCCCCAAGAAGCAUUCGCCAUCAAGAUAGCGGUCUGCGAUUGCUCACUCACGUCCUACCCAUCGAGCAUCCUCCAGAAUACACUCCUACUUAA